GAACUUUUCUUGCGGGCGUGUGCCCGGGAGGAACACUUCACGGGCUGCGCUCCGUCUGGUGACUGGAAGUAGGCAGAGGGGUCAUGGCUCGAUUGAUUACAGUUUAUGUCAUAUUUACGUCAAAAGUUAACAUUUUUGCAUUUUAGCUAACCCUAAUCAUUUUCCUAACCUUAACCUAAUUCUCAUAACCUGCUACGUUAAUUAUCCCAACCUGCAGCAACAGUUAAUUCUGGUCAAUUCUGACAUAAACUGUAUACCAUCUAGUCAUAACUACAUAACUAGGCAGAGUGGGAAGUUUCAACUGUUGGACCUGCCAUAGUAACCUUACCAUCGCGGGCACGCGCCCAUGUAAGCAACCCAGUAAUAGCCUACAAAGCAGGCACCAUUGUGGAAUAAGACUUUACCGUUAACGUUUUUAAAUGUUUGAGUCCCCUCGAAAAUCGAUAAAUGAACAGGACGCAUUGUCAAAGAGCCAGGAGGAGUUGAAUGAGACGCCACCGGGGUCUCCGGUGAGUACAGGCAACCGUGGGAAGAAGAACAAGAGAACGCAACAACCAAAACAACCCGAUAAACUCUCGGUCUCAGCUGCACAGCUUUGCGCGGACGAGUCGUGUGAGCAAGAACAAGAACAGUCAGAGAAACAGUACACCGAUUACGACACAGACGAACCGAUAGUGAGAGGGAUAUUUCAAAUAGGGAAGAAGAGUCACGACGUCCUUCUGUCAUCGACGAGGGUGACAUGGAGUCUUAUUCAGCCAGAGACCCCUACAGGUGACAUGUCUUUGCUUCCUGUGCAUCUGAAGGAUGUGUUUGAAGUGAAGGUGAAGAGACAUCGUUCUGCUACGGGCCAGCAGACAGGGGCCACUCUCUUGGGCAUCACUCUGUUCCAGUGUAAGAAGAAUGGACCCAAGGUGAAGGACCAUGCCAUUCACUUCAACAACAUGAAUGUGGACCACUGUGAGAUCUGGUUUUAAAAAAUGAAGGAGAUACUCAGUGGCCAGAACAGGCCCAAGUCCCUGAAGGUGUUUGUGAACCCUACCAGCCAUAAGAAAGAGGCCUAUCAGAUCUACAGAGACUAUGUUGCACCACUGUUUCAGCUAGCAGACAUCAAGGCUGAUGUCACCAGUAAGUGUCCCAUGAGAUCACUGAAAGAAAAGGGGCACGCUUUAUCCAUUCUGUGCAGAAUCUAAUUGAAUGAAGAUGAUGGGGUUGUGGCUGUCGGUGGGGACGGCUCGGUGGCCGAGGUGGCCCAUGGGUUGUUGCUGCAGGCCCAGAUGGAGUCAGGCAGGGACACAGACUCCAUGUUCACGCCUGCCCAAGCACCACUUCCUCUAGGGCUAAUACCAGCAGGCUCCACUGACGCGGUGACGUGUUCUCUCCAUGGCAUAUCGCACCUUGUUACCACUGCAAUGCACAUCAUCAUGGGUACACACGUGCCAGUUGAUGUGUGUAGUUUCAGUUCUCUGGGUCGCUCCCUGCGUUUCGGCUUCUCUGCAAUGUAUGGUUUUGGCGGGCGGACGCUGGCCCUGGCGGAAAGGCAUCAAUGGAUGCCACCUGGGCAGAAACGGGAGUUCGCUGUGAUCAAAACGCUAGCAAACCUCAAUGUGGCACUGUCCAUCACUGAAACCCCGUCUUCUCUAGAAGAGCAAGAGUUGUGGAUGACCAACCAGGGUCUGUUCCUCAAUGUCAGCAUCAUGGCCGUCCCCUGUCUCUGCUCCAUGGCCCCCAGGGGCCUGGCCCCUAACACCAGAUUGAACAAUGGAAGUAUGGCCUUGAUCGCAGCAGGAAACACUUCCAGGUCAGAGUUCAUCAAACACCUGAAGAGAUACAAAGAUGUAAACAAUCAGUUCAGUUUCUCCUUCGUGGAGACACACAUGGUGCGAGCUGUGAGGCUUCGCCCCCGCUCUCAGAGGAGCUGGUCUGACGAUGUCUGCGAGGACAAGGAGUGUGAAUCUAAGAACACACCCAUAAUCUCCUCAGAGGGGACCUACCCUUGGAACGUAAACGGAGACCUACUGGAGGUGCGCUCAGAGCUACUCAUCAGGGUACAUCCCCAACUCCUGACCCUGUUUGUUUCACCACCAGGAUACAUCCCACUCAAUCUGACCCUGUUUGUUUCACCACCAGGGUACAUCCUCAACUCCCUGACCCUGUUUGUUACCACAGGGUACAUCCUCAACUCCUCUGACCCUGUUUGUUUUCACCACAGGAGGGUACAACUCCCACUCCUGACCCUGGGUUCUGUGAAGUUCAAUGGAUACAUCCCCAACUCCCUGACCCUGUUUGUUUCACCACCAGGGUACAUCCCAACUCCUGACCCUGUUUGUUCACCACCAGGGUACAUCCCAACUCCUGACCGAUUUGUUUGUUUCACCACCAGGUACAUCCUCAACUCUCUGACCCUGUUUGUUUCACCAGCAGGUACAUCCUCAACUCCUGACCUGUUUGUUUACCACAGGUACAUCCUCAACUCUGACCCUGUUUGUUUCACCACAGGGUACAUCCUCAACUCCUCUGACCCUGUUUGUUUCACCAGCAGGGUACAUCCUCAUCUCCUCUGA
Molecule: messenger RNA, 2561 nt
Organism: Salvelinus sp. IW2-2015
Lineage: Eukaryota; Metazoa; Chordata; Actinopteri; Salmoniformes; Salmonidae
Source: RefSeq, a predicted model, not a curated record